AUGGCAUAUAAUACCAGAACGACCUGCUUCGAUGCUCGAUUGCUCCGCGGCCUUGUAGGUACUACGGUCACCACAUACGACCUUGUCUCGGAUGUCGAGUUACCGCAUUCAUCGGCAGUCUCCCGAACAUGGGUCAUCACGAAGAAACUCAACGAGAGGGUAUCCCCUAUGACAGAUUACGAUGUCAAGAUGGGCCGCGGUUCAGCUAAGACAGUUGGCAAGUUCCUGUGCCACUUUGCAGGGGACCCAAACCAAAUAGCCUUUAUGCGGAUCUAUCAACAGAUUCCUACCACUGGAACAGAAGACGCUGACCACGACACUCUGGCUAGACAAGCCGUUGCUCCUGGAGUUUGUGGCGAGCUUGAGGCCUUCAAAAUGUUGCAGAGUGGAGGCUGUAGCGCCGUUCCUCGCUUUCUUGGCUACGCAGAAAGUAUACAAGGAGAUAGCGACCUCCUUCCUGGCGGCUAUAUUAGAUAUCUUGUGUGGGAAAAGGUCCCAGGGGAGCCUCUAACAAAGGAAUUCUUCUGGGACUUGGAUAUUACCGCGCGUAAAGAUAUCCGCGCUAAGUUCCGCGACGCCUAUAAGAUCUCGAAAAUCAUCUUUGAUCAGUCCACAGGCAACCUUCAUCUCUCGGGAUUCCGAAUGGGAUGGCCAAUUAUCGAUAAAAUCGAAUGGUCAAAGUCCCGUUACGUCGAGUUUGAACUGGCGAAACCAAGUGAAGGAGACUGGUACCUCCACCCGGAGAAAUGGCAGUGGUAA
This is a messenger RNA of Penicillium verrucosum, 759 nucleotides long. RefSeq lists its product as uncharacterized. The record is from RefSeq and is a predicted model, not a curated record. Lineage: Eukaryota; Fungi; Ascomycota; Eurotiomycetes; Eurotiales; Aspergillaceae. The coding region runs from base 1 to 759 and encodes 252 amino acids. The transcript has 3 exons.